GAAUACACCGUGAAUUGAAGUUCAGGGAGAAGAAACUGAGAGUAGUCGCACAAAGGUAAGCAGCUGCAUUGAUUCAUGAACGGUCCGACCGGCGACGCCUGUAACGAUCGUGAGCUUGCCUCCCAUUCAAGGCGAUCAGUUACAGGUCUAGGUGGACAGUCUCUCUUCUUCCUCGACAGUUGUCAGCUUCAGGAAUAUCCCAAAACACCAUAGAUGCGACAGAUGCACGUUCCAUACAAGAGCCUGUUGAGGACCGAACAACUUGUUUCCAGAUUCAUCUUCAACGCGACGGGGUAGUCCAAAGGUAAACAUUAAUCACAAACUCCGACUCCGACGGAAAUGGUUCGUUUCAAGUUAUGGUCCGACGACGCCGGUGGACAGUUCCUCCUUGUUUGUAGGUGAAAACACUCUAUCACAAGUUGUUCAUCCUCUACCUCGACCGAUGUCGGCUUCAGGAAUAUCCAAAAACACCAUAGAUGCGACAGAUGCAAUGCUCUACUUGGAUGCAGUGUCACGCUCCAUAACAGAGCCUGUAUUCCCACUCGGGGAUCUGAACUCUCGUGUCUCCGGUAUUCUUCGUGCCAGGCGACCUUUCCUUGACACCGACCAUGACUGGAUACUCCCUAAUAUCGAGGUCCUCCAACAGCAGGUCUCAGUAUACGACACCUUGCUAGACCGCAUCGAUGAAAUCAGAUCGGGAGUACAAAGCCGUCGCGAUGCAGUUAAGAAGCCGUUAGCAGCGUAUGCGUCGACGCUAGCGCCCAUCCGACGUCUUCCCAACGACAUUCUUCGGUCCGUGUUUUGCGAGAUACAAAUCUCGCAGUGGCAGAAAGCUGGCAAAGUGAAACAGAAAGAUGGCGAGGCGUUGGAUUUUUCACAGGGUCCGUGGGCGCUCAGUCAUGUAUGCGGUGCUUGGAGGGAUAUCGCUCUAUCCUAUCCCCAACUCUGGUCGCAUAUAAGACUUGAUUUUUCGCCUCCCCAUACAAUGGACCCGCCCGGGGAGCAUCGGCGUCCCCCUCGUCAUACGAUCGAUGCACUAAAAGCCAUGAUUCAUCUUUCUAAACAACAUCCUCUCGACAUAGUACUCAACCUUGAUCGUAAAGGCGAUAAGGAUAUCGCUGUUCAAGUUUUUUACAUGAUUCUCAAGGAGUCUUGUCGAUGGAGGUCCUUGCGGCUACGUGCUUCCUCGGAUUUUUUGGAGCUAUUCAAGGUGGUUCGCGGACAGAUUCCUUGUCUGGAAUCUUGCAAUUUGGAUACUUUGGAUAUGCUUGAUAGCGACAGAGCGGACCUGCCUGAAGAUACUCGAAGUAUCUUCGCUGAAGCCCCUCGCCUUCAAAACGUGACUUUAUGCGGCACCCACGGUCUCGGGAGUUUCAUGUUUUCUCCUCAUAUCACUCAUCUCGCAGCAUGUACGAACAAUGUUGCUAACCUUGGAGUUUACCAGUCUCUCGUCGAAUGCCAUCUCGAGACUGAUCCGAGAAACGACCAGGAUAUUUCCCUCCCUCUUAACAUUCACCUUCCCAAUGUCCGGUACCUUUUUCUGUCAUCACUGCGAGUACUUGCACAUCUGUGCCUACCUUCCUUAAAAAAUCUCACAGUCGAUCGUGUCGACUCGGACCGCGGUGCAAACACGCGGGAUGUUUGGAUUGUGAACGAUUUCAUCCGACGUUCACGGUGCUCCCUUUCCAAGUUAGUCUUCCAUUCCGAUUCGAACAUAGACGAUCAGAUCUUUAUCCGGGAGUCACUCUUAUUCAUGAACACUCUGGUGUUCUUGGAGAUUUCGUUCUUUUGGGACAUUGAGGAUACCUUCCAUGCCCUCGCUCCCGUUGGAUUCCUCCCAAAUUUGCAGCAUCUACGGCUAUUUUGUUUCGAUAUACCUUCAUCGCAAGAAUCCCUCAUUGCUAUGAUCUCUUCGCGUAGCGAAAAUCUCCGUUCGGUCCAAUUUUAUUGUGACAAGCCUGAGCACGUGAAGAGCUUCAAUCGAUAUCUCACACCACUGCAGCAACCUGGACAACACUUUAUUGCUACACUAAGAGAACUACAUGACGAAACUUCUGGAAUGCAAUUCGGAAAAUUCAGCCAGUCCGAUUUAGAUGUUCCGGUUGACCAGUGACCUUUUCUCUACACUGCGACCGCGGUGGGAUCAAGUUGGAUAU
Molecule: messenger RNA, 2156 nt
Organism: Desarmillaria tabescens
Lineage: Eukaryota; Fungi; Basidiomycota; Agaricomycetes; Agaricales; Physalacriaceae
Exons: 4
Coding region: 443-2113 (556 amino acids)
Source: RefSeq, a predicted model, not a curated record